AUGCUGUCUAAUUAUCAAGUAUUCGUAAAAUCUACCAGGUUGUUGCUAAACGAAGUAGCGGCAUUAUCGACAAAACCGUCAACAUUUGUUCAAGAUUUCAAGCUAGUGAAGAGUAGAGAAGUAAAAGCACCGCCCAGGUAUCCAAUUUUCGCCACAAAAGAGAAAGGAAACCUGAACAUGGCUCAACAAUUCGAUUAUCUUCUAAUUUUGGAUUUCGAAGCGACAUGUCAAGAAAAUUCCCUUGGACCGAUGCUUCCGGUUCAGGAGAUUAUCGAAUUCCCAGUCGUGCAACUAUCCACGUCUGAUUGGUCUGAAAUUCGACGUUUCCAUCAGUAUGUUCGCCCGACGGAAUGCCCAAAGCUCAGCUCGUUCUGUACGACGCUGACUGGAAUUAUUCAGGAAAUGGUGGAUGACAAACCGACGAUUUCGAAUGUUCUAGAAAAUUUCGACGAGUGGAUGAAGGAGGAUUCUAGGCUGGAAAAGGGGAAUUUCGCAUUUGUAACCUGCGGAGAUUGGGAUUUGAAAGUGGCGCUGACGAAUGAGGCGAAAUUUAAAAAUUUGAAAAUUCCAGAGUACUUCACCCAAUGGAUCAAUGUCAAAAAAGCCUAUGCAGCACAUACAAAUCAUUUUGCCAAGGGGAUGACUCAGCUGCUAAAAAUCUAUGACUUGCAGCAUAAGGGCCGCCAUCACAGUGGAAUCGAUGACGUCGCGAACAUUUGUGAAAUCGUUCGUUGUCUGGGCAAGGACGGACACAACUACAGAAUCACAAGUUCUUCGAAUCAGACAACUGCAUCAAAACAACAACGGUUUUUCAGAGAGGCGCCGAGGAAAACUAAAUAA
Molecule: messenger RNA, 840 nt
Organism: Caenorhabditis briggsae
Lineage: Eukaryota; Metazoa; Nematoda; Chromadorea; Rhabditida; Rhabditidae
Exons: 5
Coding region: 1-840 (279 amino acids)
Biological process (GO): exonucleolytic trimming to generate mature 3'-end of 5.8S rRNA from tricistronic rRNA transcript (SSU-rRNA, 5.8S rRNA, LSU-rRNA)
Cellular component (GO): cytoplasm
Molecular function (GO): 3'-5'-RNA exonuclease activity; nucleic acid binding
Source: RefSeq, a predicted model, not a curated record